AUGUGGACGACCACCUCCGGCUUGCGGGGCCGUAAGCUCCGUCUGGCCAUCACCUUCACCUCCGUCAUCGGUUUCUCGCUCUUCGGUUAUGAUCAGGGUCUCAUGUCUGGUAUCAUCUCCGGUGACCAGUUCACCCAGGAGUUCCCCCCGCUCGCUAUUCCCAGCGAUGCCUCUGCCUCCUACUCGGCUCACGUCUCCGUCCUGCGUGGUGCCGUCACCGCCUGCUACGAACUGGGUUGUUUCUUCGGUGCCAUCUUCACCCUCGUCUUCGGUGAGCGCAUCGGUCGUACGCCUCUCCUCGUCGCCGGUGGUCUCAUCAUGAUCCUGGGUACCGUCAUCUCCACCGCCGCCUUUGGCCCUCACUGGGGUCUGGGUCAGUUCGUCGUCGGUCGUGUCAUCUCCGGUUUGGGUAACGGUAUGGACACCGCGACUAUCCCCGUCUGGCAGUCCGAGUGUUCGCGCGCCCACAACCGUGGAUUCCUCGUCUGCUUCGAGGGUGCCAUCAUCGCCGUCGGUACCUUUGUCGCCUACUGGAUCGACUUUGGUCUCUCCUACGUCGACAGCUCGGUGCAGUGGCGCUUCCCCGUCGCCUUCCAGAUUGUCUUUGCUAUCUUUGUCACCAUGGGUGCACUUAUGCUCCCCGAGUCCCCCCGUUGGUUUGUUAUGAAGGGUCGCGAUGAGGAGGCCCGCCAGGUGCUGGCCGCGCUCAACGACGCCCCCAUUGACUCCGACUCGGUGCUCACCGACUUCAACCUCAUGAAGGCCGAUCUCAAGGCCUCCCAGGGCGCCCAGGCCGACUGGAAGACCCUCUUCACGUUCGGCAAGACCCAGGAGUUCCAGCGUAUGAUGAUCGGUUGCUCCGGCCAGUUCUUCCAGCAGUUCACUGGUUGCAACGCUGCUAUCUACUACUCCACCCUCCUGUUCGAGCAGAACCUGAACAUGAAGCACCGUCUCUCCCUCAUUCUGGGCGGUGUCUUCGCCACUGUCUACGCCCUCGCGACCAUCCCCUCGUUCUUCAUGAUCGAGAAGGUCGGUCGGCGCAAGCUGUUCCUCAUCGGUUUCAUGGGCCAGGGUCUGUCCUUCAUCAUCACCAUGGGCUGUCUGAUCAAGCCCACGGAGGAGAACUCCAAGGGUGCCAUUGUGGGUAUCUUCCUGUUCAUCGUCUUCUUCGCCUUUACCACGCUCCCCCUCCCCUGGAUCUACCCGCCCGAGAUCAACCCUCUCCGUACGCGUACCAUGGCCGCCGCGGCGUCCACCUGCACCAACUGGAUCUGCAACUUCGCCGUCGUCAUGUUCACUCCCGUCUUCUCCGACACCAGCGGCUGGGGUAUCUACCUGUUCUUCGCGCUGGUCAACUUCGUCGCCGUGCCGUUCGCCUGGUUCUUCUACGCCGAGACCGCUGGCCGCGACCUCGAGGAGAUCGACAUCAUCUUCGCCAAGGCCCACGUCGACCGCAAGUGGCCCUACCAGAUCGCCAACGAGCUGCCCAAGCUCACCGUCGACCAGAUCGCGGAGAUGUCCGCCGAUCUGGGCCUGGAUGUGUCGGCCCAGUCCACCACCGCCGAUGCGGAGAAGGUGGAGCUCGCCCUCAGCAGCGGCGACAGCCAGGAGAAGCAGAUGGCUUCUUAA
Aspergillus terreus NIH2624 is the source of this 1629-nucleotide messenger RNA. Its product is annotated as sugar transporter STL1. NCBI's taxonomy places the organism in Eukaryota, Fungi, Ascomycota, Eurotiomycetes, Eurotiales, Aspergillaceae. Gene Ontology annotation, molecular function: carbohydrate:proton symporter activity. Bases 1 to 1629 code for a protein of 542 amino acids. The record is from RefSeq and is a predicted model, not a curated record. The transcript has a single exon. Gene Ontology annotation, biological process: transmembrane transport; carbohydrate transport. Gene Ontology annotation, cellular component: membrane.